AUGGACGAGAACAACGACACACACAAUGCUAUCAGCGCCUACUUCAUCGGCCCUCGAGCCGAAAACCUCGACAACUUCCAUGGGAAUGUCACGAAGAUACUCCAGCAGCUCAAGAAGGCGAGAAUCCGGUAUGCGGACAGCAAUGGCGACACAGACUACAUCACUGCUGGAAACAAAGAGUCCGAACAGUACAAGCGCAUCACUGACAGGUUCGAGAAAGCCGUGCACAACACGGCCAAUCUGCUUGGCAAGCACUCGAUACCGUUUUGGUCCCCACGCUACCAGGCGCACAUGGGGACCGAUUUGACCAUGCCGUCGUUGCUAGGAUACUUCAUGGCCUCCAUCUACAACAGCAACAAUGUUGCCAUCGAGGCAUCCCCGCUCACUACUGUAGCUGAGAUCGAAGUUGGCGAGCAACUUUGCACCAUGUUCGGCUACAACAAUGACGAGAAGAAAGAAGGUGAGCCUUUAGGAUGGGGCCAUAUCACAUGCGACGGCACUGUGGCGAAUCUUGAGAGUAUUUGGGUUGCACGCAACCUCAAGUUCUACCCUCUCUCGCUCAAGUGGGCAAUGGAGGAAGGGAAUCCUCUUGCCUUCGUUCCCAAGAACUUUACCGUGAGAACCUGCCAGAAUGAACUGAAAGAAUUCCGCGAACUGUCGCUUUGGGAGCUGCUCAACCUCAAGCCGAAGACGAUUCUCGAUAUCCCCGAGCAGCUUCAUGUGAAACACCAGAUCACGCCAUCAUUUCUGCAGGGGGCACUGAAUGAUUUCAACAUUCAGACGCGUGGUAAGGACGCACUAGAGCAGCACUUCGGCAUUGACAGUGAGAGUUGUGCUCCGACCAUAAUGGUGUCCUCGACGCGCCACUACUCCUGGCCCAAAGGAGGAGCGGUCGCGGGAAUCGGUUCAAAAAACAUUGUCGGCAUCAAGGUUGACAAGGCUGCACGUGUGGACCUCAGCGAUCUCGAGGACAGGCUCAAUCAGCAGCUUGAGGCCAAGCGCCCUGUCUACGCCGUCGUUGCAAUCAUCGGCUCAACUGAAGAGGGCGCCGUGGAUCCGCUCCAGAAGAUCCUUCAGCUACGCCAAAAGUUCCAGACCAAGGGUCUGUCAUUCCUCGUACACGCCGAUGCUGCUUGGGGUGGCUACUUUGCAACGAUGCUGUGCAAGGGCAAGGAGUUCAAGCCAGCGGAUACCCAACCCUCGAAGAAGCCAAAGGCCCCCAGCAGUGAUGAUGAAAUAGUGACCAUCCAGGAGAUCGAGGUCGGUGAGGAAACAGAUCUGGAUGAACUGGACUUCGAAUCUGCUUCUGAGUACGUCGAUAGCGACGUAGACGAGCUGCUAGACACCCGAGCGGGCCGUGAGCCCGACGAUGAUGGCUUCGUACCUGGUCUCAGCCUGCGAGUCGAAACACAGCGCGACUUGGCUGCGCUGCGCUACUGUGAUUCCAUCACCGUCGACCCACACAAAGCUGGAUACAUCCCGUACCCAGCCGGGGCACUCGCUUAUCGUGAUGGGAGGUUGCGGUUUUUGGUUACUUGGACAAGUCCAUAUCUCUCCCGUGGAUCAGUCACCAGCAUUGGAAUAUACGGUGUUGAGGGAAGCAAGCCUGGAGCAUCUGCCGUGUCAACCUGGCUAUCCAAUAAGUGUAUCGGUCUUCAUGACCAGGGGUACGGAGCUCUUCUGGCCGAAGCAUGCUUCACAUCUUCUAUGUUCUCAGCACUAUGGGCAGCCGUGGAUGUCGGCAGAAGCAGUUUCAUGUGUGUCCCGUUCAAUGAAUUUCCGUCGGAGACGACUGCAGGAGUGAACCCUCAAUUUGAGAAAACCAUUAUCCGCAAACAGAUUCUCGACAAGACAGACUCCAAGGAAUUCGUCAAGAACCCAGAACUAAUGAAACUGCUCCGCGCACUCGGAUCUGAUUUGAAUAUCAACGCUUUCGCACUGAAUUGGAAGUACGAAGAUGGCACAGCCAACACGGAUGUCGAAGAGGCAAACUACCUGAUGACUCGGGUAGUCAGGAGGCUUUCAAUCGAGGACCCCAAUGACAAGCCCACCAAGAUCAACUUCUAUUUGACUUCGACGCAGUUUGAACAUGAGUUGUAUGGGGACUGUGCAAAACAUUUCAAGGAACGGCUUCAAUUGGACUCGACUACAAAUGCAAGCCUGAUGGUUUUGCGAAAUGUCGUCAUGAGCCCCUUUGCCACAGUCAAGGGCACGCUCAGCAAGGCAGAAGCAGCCUUCUGUGAAGUCGUAGAGGAUGAAGUCAAGAAAUGUAGAGAAAGGAACAGCGAUGUUCCAGACUACCAUUCCUUCCUCAUACAUGGGCAGCAGUCGAUCUGCCUGUCCUACCGCACCAUGUUCCACAUCGGCAGUCAUCGGCGCCAAGUCAUUCUCGCUGUCGACCUCGACGCUGACGGACUUGAAGGCUAUCGUACCGCGAAGGGGAAAACUGAAGACUUUCUUGUUCUCAAGUCUGCUGAGAAAAUCCCCCUCACCACCCUUCUCGAAAGGGCCAAAGACAGCAAGCCAACGUUUCUGGGCAACCUCACGACCAAAUCCAAUUGUUUCCACAGCGGCAUCCUGCAAUCAAACAUCACAGUCACCAUCACAUCCGUCAUCAUCAACCGCCCCCUCGACGCGCGCGCCCACGAUGACGGUUAUCCAUCCGGCCGCAUGCCCUUCUAUCUCUACGCCAACAACAGCGACGAGCUGCACAUCGACCACCUCUUCACGCGAUGCGAGAACAUCGCGCUCAGCGCCGGCAGCGUCGGGCUAAACGGCGGCAUCGACGUGCGCGGCUUCCUCAAGCCCGACGCCAACAGCGAGGCUAGCAACAACACAAACAACGCUGCCGCUCUCAUCGCCACAUUUGAAGAGAAACACGAGGCCGCGAUGCAGCCGUUUCCGGCGACGAACGCGGCGCUGCUGAAAGACCCGGAUUUCUUUUUCCGGUCCGGAGCGAAGUUUGCGGUCAAGCUCUGGCGCGAUCCGCGGAAGAGUGACGUAAGGACGCGGGGGCUUCUAGAGCAAUUGGAGAAGGAGAGCGACAAGUUGCUGCUAGGCCAGGGUACGUUGACACUUGGCGAUGAUGUUGUGGCGGAUGUGGAGAAGCUGAAUCGCGAUCCUUCGGCCGUGCCGAAGGAGGUCACGGUUGCGCGGUGGCGGGACAGGUUUAGGAAGAUUGGGAAGGACAAGAAGAUCAAGGAGAAGAAGGAGAAGAAGUAA
Messenger RNA from Lasiodiplodia theobromae, 3222 nucleotides. Its product is annotated as Pyridoxal-dependent decarboxylase domain protein. The record is from RefSeq and is a predicted model, not a curated record. The coding region runs from base 1 to 3222 and encodes 1073 amino acids. Gene Ontology annotation, biological process: carboxylic acid metabolic process. The transcript is spliced from 9 exons. Gene Ontology annotation, molecular function: carbon-carbon lyase activity; pyridoxal phosphate binding. NCBI's taxonomy places the organism in Eukaryota, Fungi, Ascomycota, Dothideomycetes, Botryosphaeriales, Botryosphaeriaceae.